Messenger RNA from Diospyros lotus (date-plum), 2530 nucleotides. Its product is annotated as DEAD-box ATP-dependent RNA helicase 37-like. Gene Ontology annotation, molecular function: RNA binding; RNA helicase activity; ATP binding. The coding region runs from base 418 to 2256 and encodes 612 amino acids. Gene Ontology annotation, cellular component: nucleus. The transcript has 7 exons. The record is from RefSeq and is a predicted model, not a curated record. NCBI's taxonomy places the organism in Eukaryota, Viridiplantae, Streptophyta, Magnoliopsida, Ericales, Ebenaceae.
GGGGAGAGAGAGAGAGAGAGAGAGAGCGAGGCAUUGCGAGAGAGAGAGAGCGAGAAAAGAAAAGAAAAGAAAAGAAAACCAAACACCAAACCAAACACCCGUAGAUAUUUUUGUAUUGCCCCUCCGAUCGCUGCUCUCAUCUGCAAAUUAGGGUUUCAACAGCCUUUCUUCUCCGACGACUAUCAGCUUCCCAUUCGCAGGUUCUGGUUCUGAAGGCAAGGGGAGAUAAUCUCGGGAUUAUUGCGCUUGAUGUUGACGAAAAUUUCGCGAAACGCCUGCUGAAGUUUUUUGCCGGAGUAGGGGGAUUUUUUAUAUUCUUUUGAGGAUUCUGCAUUUGGAGUUCGUGUACACGCUUGGGAGAAAUUUUGCAAAAAGAAAAACAAAAAAAGAAAGGGGUGAAGUCUUGUUGUUUUGACUAUGCGGACGUCAUGGGCUGAUUCGGUUGCUGCAGCUGAGAAAGCUGCGGCUGGUUCUUCUGCAAAUAACGGGGCCGUUGCUUCUGGUUCCGCUCCUUCUCGAUCCACAUACGUGCCUCCCCAUCUCCGGAAUCGGACGCCUUCUUUGGACCCUCCGGCUCCUGCGUACGGUGGCUCAACUUCUGGGACAGAUCAAUCUGCUCAAGGUGGUCCCCCAGGUGGUAGUCGUUGGGGUGCUCCACCAAGGAAUGAUUAUGGUCGUUCUGGAUAUAUGGGUGGGGGUCGCGGUGGUGGUUGGAGCAGCAGAAGUGGUGGCUGGGAUAGUAGGGGGAGGGAGCGGGAAGUUAACCCCUUUGGGGAUGAUGGCAAUACAGACCAAGAGCUUGUUGAACAGGAAAAUUCUGGAAUCAAUUUUGAUGCAUAUGAAGAUAUUCCGGUGGAAACUAGUGGGGAUAAUGUGCCGCCUCCCGUGAAUACGUUUGCAGAGAUUGAUCUGGGUGAAGAACUCAAUCAAAACAUCAGGAGAUGCAAGUAUUCAAAGCCAACACCUGUCCAGCGACAUGCCAUACCAAUUUCCUUGGCAGGUCGGGAUUUGAUGGCCUGCGCCCAGACUGGGUCUGGCAAGACAGCUGCUUUCUGCUUCCCAAUUAUAAGUGGAAUUAUGAAGGGGCAGUUUGCACAGAGACGGCCUCGUGGUCGUGUAGCUUUCCCACUUGCCCUUAUCCUUUCUCCAACAAGGGAGCUCUCAAUGCAAAUUCAUGAAGAGGCUAGGAAAUUUGCAUAUCAAACUGGUGUAAGGGUGGUUGUUGCCUAUGGUGGAGCCCCUAUCAAUCAACAGCUUCGAGACCUGGAAAGAGGUGUUGAUAUACUGGUGGCAACUCCUGGACGAUUGGUAGAUUUACUCGAGAGGGCUAGAGUUUCACUAGAGAUGAUAAAGUACUUAGCCCUAGAUGAGGCAGAUCGAAUGCUGGAUAUGGGUUUUGAACCUCAAAUAAGGAAAAUAGUGGAACAAAUGGACAUGCCUCCACCAGGUGUUAGACAGACCAUGUUGUUCAGUGCCACUUUUCCAAAAGAGAUACAGAGAUUGGCAUCUGAUUUUCUUGCAAGCUAUAUUUUUCUGGCUGUUGGAAGAGUUGGUUCCAGUACAGAUCUGAUUGUACAAAGAGUGGAAUUUGUUCAUGAGUCUGAUAAGAGAAGCCACCUCAUGGACCUACUUCAUGCACAGAGGGAAAAUGAUGUUCAAAGCAAGCAAGCUUUAACUCUGGUGUUUGUGGAGACAAAGAAAGGAGCUGAUUCUCUUGAACAUUGGUUAUGCAUGAAUGGUUUUCCUGCUACUACUAUUCAUGGUGAUAGAACACAGCAGGAAAGAGAAAUGGCUUUGAAAUCCUUCAAAAGUGGUAGAACCCCAAUUUUGGUCGCAACAGAUGUGGCGGCACGUGGUCUUGAUAUCCCUCAUGUUGCACAUGUCGUCAACUUUGAUCUUCCAAAUGACAUUGAUGAUUACGUCCAUCGAAUAGGGCGGACUGGGCGAGCUGGUAAGUCUGGGUUGGCAACUGCAUUCUUUAACGAGAACAAUGCUUCUUUGGCAAGGUCAUUAGCUGAUCUAAUGCAAGAAUCAAAUCAAGAAGUACCCGCUUGGCUUUCCCGCUAUGCUGCUCGGUCUUCCUAUGGUGGAGGGAAGAAUCGUCGUUCUGGAGGACGGUUUGGUGGUCGUGACUUCCGAAGGGACUCCUCUUUCAAUAGGGGCGGUUCAGAUUACUAUGGUGGAGGUUCUGGAUAUGGAGCUUCUGGUGGUUACAGUGGAGGAUAUGGUCCCGGGGUGACCAGUGCAUGGGACUAAUACCUCGGUUUUUUGCUGCACUUUGUUUAAACACACCUGGGCUGGUAGCAAACUUCAGUUAUUUUAAUUAGCAUAAAUAUUUUUGGUUUUCGUUUUUCUUUUCCCGUCUUUGCCAUUGAGUCUGAUGUUUGAAGUGCCCCCCCUUUGCUUUGUAACCCUAGAAAUUGUCCUUUAUAUUAUGGGGAUGGCGGAAUGAAAUAUUUGGUAUCAGCACCACGAGGGUAAUAGCGUGUAACUGUUGUGUGGUGAAUGAAUGCUCGUUUACUCUGUUUAA